Molecule: messenger RNA, 603 nt
Organism: Drosophila teissieri
Lineage: Eukaryota; Metazoa; Arthropoda; Insecta; Diptera; Drosophilidae
Exons: 1
Coding region: 1-603 (200 amino acids)
Source: RefSeq, a predicted model, not a curated record
AUGCAUACUUCCCCGUCAUAUCUAACGCCCGAUUGCGUUAAACAAUCCACCCGGGCAAUGACCUUAAACCUGCCCAAAGGUAGCGAUCGCGGUCUUGCUCACCAAUGCUUCCGACUGCGGGAAAGCUCUGUAGCUACCAGUACGGUAAAUUCAAUAUCUACAGCAACUGCACCCAUAUCAACAACGACAACAACAUCAACUCUAUGCUCAAAAACGACAGAGGUCUACAGUUCUGCUGAACAAGCGGCAACAACAAAAAGCGCACUCACCGCGACAUUGGAAAGCCAAAACGGACAAGAUCCAAAACAAAACAAAAAACUGUGUCAAACAGGUCUGGAUCGCUACAUCGAAAUCAAGCGAAAGUUGAGCCCUCAACACAAGCAGACUGGCAAUCAGCCGAAAAUAAAUUGCACCAACGCUGCCAAUAGCAAAACAAGCUCGAAUAUGUUUGCACUACUUGAUGACUGCGAAGUGCCGAAGAAUUUUAAGCCGCCACCUAUAUACAUACGGGAGAAAUCCUCAAGUGUGCUGGUUAACAAACUAGCUGCAAUUAUCGGAGAAAACAAGUUCUAUGUUAUACCUCUUACUAAGGGCAACAUAUAA